AUGGGCCCCGGGGAAGGACUGUUUCGGAGGAGAAGGACCCGCCUUGAACCCGGCUGGGAGCAUCGGUGGACGGAUACGCCGUACCGAACAAAGACAAAGGCCCCUGCUCCUGCUCCUCGGCCCGACCGGCCCGUCCAGGUCCAUCAACAGCCUCCGCCCACAGCAGAGAGUCCGCUGCCCGCACUUCCGCCUCUGAUAUCCACCCCAAGCAACCCGACAGGUUUCCAAGGCGGUUCCCGGUGGACUUGGUCCCCUUGGUCGCCCCCUGGACUGAGCUUCUUAUCAUCGCCAGAAUCCCCUGAGACAUCAGGAUCUUCCAGCACGCUCACUACACGGUUGGGACCAAAAGGCAAUCUGAACAACGCCAUUAUCAUGGCCCCCCUGACAGCGUACUGGCUGCCAGAGGUCCUGAUUCAGCGCACCUGGAGACAAGAUGAGAUUAAAGACAUUGCUAAAGACUUGCCCGACCCAACUAAGGAUGCAGUUCAGUUCAGCGAGCAGAUGACCCGUCUUGUGCGUCAAUACAAACCCUCUGCCGCUGAAAUACGGCACAUUAUGCGAUGCAAAUUAAAGCUUCGCUGGGAGGACAUCGAAGAUACUUUUGACGAAAAUCUGACGUGGAAACCGGCAGGGGAUGGAGAAUAUCAACCGCAGUUUGAACAGUUGCUGGACAGAUUGAAAUGACAAUACCCUGCUAAGACCGAUUGGGAUGCUAUACAUAGAGCACACAGCACUCCAAAGAGUCUCUAGAGGAAUAUAGACAAAGAUUGGAGACGUGCUUUCGCAAACACAGCGGACUCCGACCAGGCACCGAUGAAUACAACAGUCUUUUAAAAGCAGCCAUAAUAAACUGACUCGUACCUGCCCUGAAUAAACAGGUAAGGAUGACAUGCAUUGGAUGGGAGACGGCUCCCCUCAUUACAUUGCAAGCACGCUGAAAGACAACAACAGAAGCAAGAGAGCAAUCAAAAGACAAAAGCUGAAAAAGAAGGAGUUAAAUUGCAAGCAGCUCAGCUGGCUUAUUAUCAGGGCAAAGGACCAACCCGAGGCGGAUACCAACGCGGACGGGGCGGACAUGGGACGGGGGGUAGGGGGAAGCGGAGGCGGUGGCAACAGAAACUUCCACAACCAGGAUAAAGACACUAGUUGCUAUAAUUGUGGCCAGGAAGGACAUUUUGCUAGAGAGUGUCAGAGACAGCAGCAGCAACAACAACAAACCAACGAGAGUAACUGGCAGAGCGCUCCCCCACCGCAAGUAUCACUAUACAAACCGAAACCAGAAUGAAACGAGGCAGGGACAGCUGACACCAAAACAGCGAACAAGCAGUACGUGCUAACUUUUUCUAAACCACAAGAAGCCCCCACCGUUGAUCACUUCGUGAAUG
Molecule: messenger RNA, 1385 nt
Organism: Acipenser ruthenus (sterlet)
Lineage: Eukaryota; Metazoa; Chordata; Actinopteri; Acipenseriformes; Acipenseridae
Exons: 3
Coding region: 1-684 (227 amino acids)
Source: RefSeq, a predicted model, not a curated record